AUGUGGACCGGCCUAGGGAGAUUAGGCCUGGUGAUAAUACUGAUUUGGGUGACGCUUACGGAAGCUGAUCAUGAUUCCUCGAAACAUAAACACAGACGACAAGGCACAGAUCGUUUCACUUGUAUCCAAGAAGGCUACCAUAAUCAUCCAGAAGAAUGUGGCGUUUACUACCGAUGCGUUGAUUGGGGCAAUGGAAAACCUUUGACAACUUUUAUAUUUGAGUGUGGAACGGGGACGGUAUUUUCGAAACGCCAGGGUAAUAUUUGUACAUUGCCACAUGAGAGUGGAAGACCAGAGUGCGCAUACCACAGUACCGACCGAAAUAAUCCACCAAAAAAUACGACAAACAUUACAAGUACAACGGAAUUACUGCAAGUAAGAGACGGGAUGACUACCAGCAAUCCAUCGAUUACGAGUAGCAAGCCAUCAGUAACAACUGUAGUGUCCGGAAGUACAGCUAAGGGAGAAAUUCAGUGUAUAAAAGACGGAUUCCUUUCCGAUCCAAACGAUUGCCAAAAAUUCUAUAGAUGCGUCGAAGAAGGGGACGGAAUAAUAAUAAAGUAUGAAUAUUCAUGCAGACCUGGAACUGUGUGGGAUCCAGAAAUAGCAGGAUGUAAUCAUCCAUGGGCGGUGACGAGAAAAGAUUGCAGGGAAGGAUCAUCGACAACCGGAAUUUGGAUAAACCAUACAGACAGCUCCUCAAAAACCGAAGGUUCUACUGAUAAACCAAGACAUUCAGUUACAUCCGGAAAACCACGUACCACUGACACAACUGGCACAUCUGGCAGAUCAGAAACACCAGGCACACCCGGAUAUCCUAGCACACCCGGCACUCCUGGCACUCCUGGCACACCAGGAACACCUGAUACAACUGGUAAGACGAGCACCGCAAAAACACGUAGUAAUUGGUCCCACCACACUCGCAGACCAACUAGAACUCCUCCAACAAGGAAACCACCCCAAACAACACGAAACACUAACACUCCAAGAACUCCAACUACACAAGUAACAACCGAAACUACAGAAACACCUUGCACAGAUGAGACACCGAAGCGUACUCCAACCCCAACAUCCGCACGUACGCCUCGUACUCCGUGGAAACCUCCAACACAUCCGCCAACUCAUAGCACACGAAAGUCUACCUCUCCCACCUCAACCACGGAAACUCCAGAAACGCCUUGCACGGACGAGACAUCUAAGCCUACUUCAACACCAACUCCUC
Habropoda laboriosa is the source of this 1222-nucleotide messenger RNA. RefSeq names its product mucin-2-like. The transcript has 2 exons. The record is from RefSeq and is a predicted model, not a curated record. The annotation marks the transcript as partial. Lineage: Eukaryota; Metazoa; Arthropoda; Insecta; Hymenoptera; Apidae. Gene Ontology annotation, cellular component: extracellular region. Gene Ontology annotation, molecular function: chitin binding.